UGUGGAAGCAGUGCUCACAAUCGCACCAUCAGGAGAGAGCAUUGUCCUGCCUGGUGCUCUGCUCAUCACCCCUGCCAGCAGAGGCAAGGCUACUUCUGUAUUCCACCAGUCAGACGUGAACCACUGGCUCUUAUCAACCUCAAAAAGAAGAAUGAAGAAACCGGGGAAGAAGAACUUGCCGCUCGCUUAGAUCACUGCAAAGCAAAAGCCACCAGGCACAUCUUCCUUAUCCGUCACUCCCAGUAUAAUUUGGAUGGCCGGGCUGAUAAAGACAGAACUCUGACCCCACUGGGUCGAGAGCAGGCUGAACUGACUGGACGCAGGCUGGCAAGCUUGGGAUUAAAAUUUGAUCAGAUUAUCCACUCCUCCAUGACUAGAGCAACUGAAACAACUGAAAUUAUAAGCAAACAUCUCCCAGGAGUUAAAAAAAUCAGUACUGAUCUGCUGAGAGAGGGAGCACCUAUAGAACCAGACCCUCCAGUCUCCCACUGGAAACCAGAAGCUGUGCAGUAUUAUGAAGAUGGAGCUCGAAUCGAGGCUGCUUUUCGGAACUUCAUCCAUAGAGCUGAUGCCAAGCAGGAGGAGGACAGCUACGAGAUCUUCGUGUGCCACGCCAACGUCAUCCGCUACAUCGUGUGCAGAGCACUGCAGUUCCCCCCAGAAGGCUGGCUGCGCCUGUCUCUCAACAACGGCAGCAUCACUCACUUGGUGAUACGUCCCAACGGCAGAGUGGCCCUGCGAACACUGGGUGACACGGGUUUCAUGCCUCCAGACAAAAUCACACGCACCUGAGUGAGCCAAAUGGAUGGAUGGCUGUCCAGGAGCUGCCUCUAGUCUCUUUGCACUAGCACAUUCUGCUACAGUACCACUAGGUUUUUAUUACAUUGGGGUGUGAUGCUGUCUUAAAAUGUCCUUUAGCCCCAUUCCUCCUUCAUAUUCAUAUCUGCCUUUCACUCCAGAAAAGAAGAAACCAUUGUAAGCCUGAACAUGUCCAGUACUUAAGUAUUCCUCAAAACCCAAAGCUGAGCUGUGGGAAUACAGGUUGAAUGUCUGCUCAGCAGUAGCAAGAGCAAUGACUUUUCCCCCACCCUGCUGUGAAUUUCUCUAACCAAAGCUUGCUCCUGUGGGUAUUUUUCUUGUGCAGGAAAGCGAUUGGUGUGGGAACAGCCUUCUAUCACACUGCAGCUAAAACAAAAGGUGAGCCAGCUUGUUCCAGCUCCUGCAGAAGUGACAAACAGGGUAUUCUGCUGUCUUAAGGACAAAGGGAUAAAGCUUCAGUUUUUGUAAGCUGUUGAAGUGUGUAUGUUAAUUUUGUGUCAUUGUUCCCCUCUGCCCCCAAAAAGCCCAUGAAAACUGUGCCUGGAGGUUACGAGCAUAAAUGAAAGAGGGUAAAAAACCAUUUGCCUCAGAGCUGUGGUGCUAGAACUAACUGCUGCUUAUAUCAAGUGUUCCACCAUCCUCAGGAUGUCCUUUAAGAUGUUAAGAAUAUUUUUCAGUCUUGUAAAGCCUUUAACCAAAACAUGGGCUGGAGAGGGCUGUAGGGAUGAGAUUGUAACAGUAAGAUAGGAGGAAAGGAAAGCAGCAAUCUUCUCCAAGUGCUUUCAGUUACUGACAUAUUUUUGAGUGCUCUUUCCCAUUGAUUUGUGUUGGUUGAUACCUUACUUUCAGAGUAGAACAAUACCACCAUGGAGUUCAGGGUAGUGAUGCUGCAGGUUAGAGGUGCUGCAGCACUGGAGCAAAGCACUGUUGCCAGAAUGGUGAGGCAGUGGCCAUGGGACAGCUUGUCUAGGGCAACUGUCUAGAACAGGAAUUGGGCAGAAUGCUCCAAGUGCCUCCUUCAAACAGCUCUGACACUGCUGGGCUUGUGGAAGGGGACAACUCAGAAGCAUUCUGAAGCUUGCUGGGCACCUGAAUCGAUGUAGAAACUUGGUUCAGUUAAUAGGUGGAUGCUUGGGAAAUUUGACCACAUGCAUUGUGUGCCUGGGGGAGAGAACACAGAUUGCAGGACAGCAAGCAGAAGUAGGACAGCAGACAUAACUAACUUGUUUGACAGAUUCUCUGAUCAGUAAGGAUGUUGAUGAGAUUCUGGACAUCUGUCAGAGCUGCAUGAAGCAUAAUCAGGGCACACAACCUACAGAGAAGAGGAUUUAAAGGCUUGAUAAUGAACUGCUUCUACAUCAGGAUACCUUCAAGGAACAGGGACUGGUAGGGAACAAACUGAUUGUUGUGUAGUGUAAGAUGUGGUGAGCAAGAGGAACCCAUCAUGAUGUGUCUCUCAUUGAUGAAAUGAGAAUAAUUUAUCAGUUUUUGUCUAUUAACUUUUUAAAAGUUUUGAAUAAAAUACUUGGUCUAUCUUUCUUUCCUGUCUCUUCAGCUGAAUAGCUGCAUGGGCAGCUGUAGCAAGUGUGGCUGGAGCUCUGCAGGGACUGCUGGUGCAGGACCUGUUGUGUCCCAACAGCUCUUUCACCAACCAUCUGAAAUGUAAAUUUGAAGUGGGAGCCAGAGCAGUGAACUGUCAUCAGCCACAGAGCUGUCCAAGGGGGAACUGCAGUAGCCUAAGCACAGCCAUUUGCAGGGCUGUGUCACCACCACGAGGAACAGGAGCAGCAGCACCUGUAAGAUGAAAAUUCUGUGAUUUUUAUUUUUGUGUGUGUGCACAUGUACCCUCUCACACACGUCUCCCUCUACAUCCCCUGUGUCAAUGAUGGGCAACCAGACACCACAACACCUCUUUGCACAGGUACAGAAAUUAACAAUAGUUUUGGUGACAGUUAAAGUGGGGAUGAAAAGUGUGAAAUUUUAAAUUAUGUCUUUUUUACCAUAGUCUGAGUUCCUGUCUCUUCAACAGUGUAAGACUCUUCUUUGAAGUCUUUGGUGGUAUAGUCCAUUGUCACUGUUCACACACACCGAAGCUGCAGGUAUUGUAUGAGCAAGGCCUGGACAAGCCAGUGAGCUGCCCUGCCAUGCUCAGCUCCUUCUCCCCAUGUCCCAUACUGAACACAGGGUGACACUUUCAGCUAUUCAUUUGAUUUUAAUAGAAAGUGGGAUAUUUCUGUAUUUUUAACAUGACACUUUGCUAAUUAAAAAACAACCAACAAAAACACAACUAAUUUUUUGCACCUUUAAAAGUGAACUUUUGGCCAAGAAAACACAAUUCAAGCACUAUCACUCUGAUUUAAAGUGUCUCCACAGGCUCAGUGUUGAAGGGCUUUCUUCACAAAAUCACAAAUGAUCAAAUUGCUGCAUAAAUUGCUAUUUUUUGUCAUAGCUGAACUAACACAUUGUUAGAAAAAUGACCUCUUAAGUGCAGUACAACGGGACUAAUGCACAUUAUAUAACACAGUUAAAAAUUGCUCUCCUGACUGAACCAAAACAACAUUACAAAGUGAAAGGCAAGGUGUGGGUGUGUGGGUAGAAGGGUGGGUGUGGGGCAUGUCUGCUACAUGUACAUACCAAUAACAUACAUUUGAAUAUUAAAACAAUAAAGCAAAGCAUAAUAAAGGUAAAAAGGACAAAGAACUAGAGUGUUAGUAUCAGUCUCCUGGCUCAGUAAUAAACUCUUAGCAAAAGAGGAGGACCAGGGUGGAGAACAGCAGCUGCACCCACAGCAACUUACCCCAGCAGUUUGGCUCUAACAUGGUAUUAGGCAAUUACAUAAGAUGAUCAAUUUCUCCAGAAUGAUAAACAUAUAAUUUAUAUUAAAUUACUGUAAAAACCCAACCAACCAGCCAAAAAAACCCAAAACCCAAUCUCAAACCUUUUGGAGUAAAAGUGUAGGUAUGCAAGAUUAAAAUAUUUUGAGACCAUGGAGUCUGCCACAUAAAAAUAAAACAAAAACUAUGAAAAAGUCAGUCAAUAUACUUGGUAACAGAAGGUUAUGGUUUUGAUUCUGGGUUUUUUUAAAAACAUGUUUCCUAAAGUAUGACACCCCCAGGCCCCUGGUACUUGUCUGGAAUAUGACUGAAUGAGAAGGAUUUAUGUAAAGUAGCUCUUCUUAAUGUCCAGCUCCAUGGAACUGGACUCAAUUUUAACAAAUGAGCAAAGUAAGCUUUUUUUUUUCAAAUAAUUUCUAAAAGAGGAGUCUCUCCUCCCAUGGAGAGCUACUGCACCAAAUAAUCCAACUUAGAGACAUUAAAAGACGUCCUGUUCAGAAAGCCCAGAGAAAAAACUGUGUUUUAUCUGCCCAUAGUAAGUGGAUGCCACUUUUUUUUAAAAACUUCUAAAAGAACAAAAAAUUCAAUUAAAAAAAUAUAUUACAAAAGGCACUACUGAGCUUGCAGAAGCAUUAAGUGCAGUGUUUAGGUUUGUACCAAUCACGAAGCUGUGAGGGUGCACAGUUUGUGUAGAACAGUCACUGCCGUGUGUGGCCCUGCAGGGGUGGGCCCUGGGGAGGCCGGGCCGGCCCCUCCUGCCCUGCCCUUCCAGCCCUGCCAGCUCUCACUGACUGUGACACCAGCCCAUCCUAAUCCAUCCCUUCUCACCAGCACAGCCCUGCAGAGCUUCCUUUUCUGAUCACAUUUAUCUUCUAACAGUAGACAGCAGAUAAAUAACAGAUAACAGACCAUCUUUCGUUUUUAUUUUUCCUUUUUUUUAACCUAGAGAGCUGUUUCUGGAAUUCUUUCACACAAC
Ficedula albicollis (Collared flycatcher) is the source of this 4629-nucleotide messenger RNA. It is a transcript of the gene PGAM5, whose product is annotated as PGAM family member 5, mitochondrial serine/threonine protein phosphatase. Gene Ontology annotation, cellular component: mitochondrion. The annotation marks the transcript as partial. Gene Ontology annotation, biological process: positive regulation of mitochondrial fission. The transcript has 6 exons. The record is from RefSeq and is a predicted model, not a curated record. Lineage: Eukaryota; Metazoa; Chordata; Aves; Passeriformes; Muscicapidae.